Messenger RNA from Aspergillus vadensis CBS 113365, 1749 nucleotides. RefSeq names its product TAM domain methyltransferase. The transcript has 6 exons. Gene Ontology annotation, cellular component: cytosol. Bases 126 to 1328 code for a protein of 400 amino acids. NCBI's taxonomy places the organism in Eukaryota, Fungi, Ascomycota, Eurotiomycetes, Eurotiales, Aspergillaceae. The record is from RefSeq and is a predicted model, not a curated record.
UGAUUAGCAUCGUUUCGCAUAGUAAAUAAAGGGCAUGCGGUACUUGGGGGGUAUGUAGCUAGAAGACCCUAACCAGACAACGACGCGUAUUUGCUGCAAUCAGGUAUCGUAAUAGCAUCGUCCAAAUGGCUACCUUGAAAACUCCAGAGAACUGCACUGCAGACUUCUCUCUCAUUCCAAUCGGCUCUCAAAGCGCAUCGUUCUCAAAGCAGGUCGCGGAUAUCCAGCGUCUGAUGCAGAACUCUGGUCUCAAGUUUCAGAUGCACGCCACUGGAACUAUAGUUGAGGGAUCGUGGGACCAGGUGUCCCAAAUCAUCGGAUACGCCCAUACGCUGAUCCACCAGGAAGGCAUAGCCAGAAUUCAGACGGACAUUCGCAUCACGACUAGUGACACGCAGUCUUUGACUGCCAGUGUAACGGAUUACCCCAUGGAAUAUGGGAGACGAUACCACAAAUAUCAUGAGGGCUGUAUGUGCAGGCCUCUUCGACUUUCUCGGGGCCAGCCUCAGCUAGACCGUAUGGACAUGCAACACCACAUGCUCAAACUGGUCAACCGCGGGCGGCUGCUCUUUGCUUCUCCCCAAAGCCCAAAGAAAAUCCUAGAUGUUGGCACCGGCUCUGGUAUAUGGCCUAUAGAACUAGCGUCUGAAUUCCCAGCAGCCGAGAUUAUAGGAACCGAUCUUUCGCCUGUACAACCGAACGAAGUCCCCGAAAACGUCCAUUUCCUAGUCGAUGACGUUACAGAGGACGAAUGGCUAUGGGGACCCAAUCACUUCGACAUCAUUCAUGCUGGUCACCUUUCAGGUGCCUUACCAUCAUAUAAAGAUUUGUUACGGAAAAUCUUCAAGCAUCUCAAGCCUGGUGGCAGUGUUCAGUGCGACGAGUUUGACCCGAAGCCGAAAUGCGAUGACGGAACCAUGCCAGAAGAGGACCCCGACAAAUUCAGCGAAUAUGCCCUUCAAGACCUGAUGGAUUUACACCAUCGUGCCGGUCAGGCAUCAGACCCGCCCCGACAGUUUCGAGUAGCCCAUCGACUGGCACGCUGGAUGAGAGAAGUGGGAUUCGAGGACGUUCAGGAACGGGUUCAAAAAGUACCCGUGAACCCUUGGUCUACCGACUCUCAUCUGAGAACGAUUGGCUCGUGGAACGAGACAAACCUGCUGGAAGCCGCAGCUGGUUGGUCUUACAAGCCACUCACGAUUCUUGGCUGGUCGAAGCCCGAGAUCGAAGUCUUCCUGGUCGAUGUUCGCAAAUCCAUCCAAAACCGGGAGGUCCACGCCUAUUUGAACUAUUAUGUGGUAACAGGAAGAAAACCACGUUCUGCUUAGUGAGGGAGCCCUUGAAGGGUUUCACGACGAAGUUUACGGCUUCGAAAGAAAAGCACCACAAAACAGACAGCGUUCCUUUCGAAUUAUCGUUCCUUAGCGUCCAUACCUGCCUUUUGGCCUUCGCUUCAUAUUUACUUUUACAUCAUCAUCGGGUCUGUCCUCAUUUUCCAAACUUUACGUUUUCCUUGUGUGUUGGCGAGCAUUGGCAUAAGAUACCAUCGACUACAGAGAAACAUCAUAUAUGCAUGGAAGGCGUGCAGGGGCCUCCUUUUAUUUUCAUACACAAUAUUUCGCUUUCUCUUCUUGCACAUAGUUUAUAAAUUAACGGACAUGUGCUGUCAAAUCAUGCAUGAUUCUACUUGGUCUAGCCUACGAAGAACAGAACAGGCCAGUCAUUUAGACAUUCAGUAUACAAGAAUAA